This is a messenger RNA of Suillus fuscotomentosus, 995 nucleotides long. RefSeq lists its product as uncharacterized. The coding region runs from base 326 to 736 and encodes 136 amino acids. The transcript has 2 exons. The record is from RefSeq and is a predicted model, not a curated record. NCBI's taxonomy places the organism in Eukaryota, Fungi, Basidiomycota, Agaricomycetes, Boletales, Suillaceae.
UCUCGUUCUGGCCUAGCCUCCCGCUCGAAAACGUGUAUAAAUCGCUCAUGUACAUUGAUACCGAUAGUGAAUUAUACUUUCCCGCUCUCAAAGCACCUCAGAAGCCUUCUAGAACGUAUUCAACGUCUCAUUACUCGUCUAACACUAUCAUUGCUCUCGUCUCGUAUCUAACCGUUCUGUUCACAGUCCCCAUCGAACUCGUAUAGCCGCCUUACAAAGUCACUUACCUCUCCAUCUCGUUAUUCCAGCCAUUGGAUUGGUGUCCGAGCUUGUGAUCAUCAACUCCUUUAUAAGCCACCCUGUUGGACGUAUAGCGUGGUGUAGCAUGAGCCUCUUAAUUGCGAUCGCAUGGAUUAUGGCAAUCACGGAAGUGGUUAUCAAUGUUGUUGCAGGUAUGUUCCCUUCAAUCAGCAUCUUGCUACUGUCGUUCAUACACCCUGGAUAUAUCGCACAUAUCAUCAUACUAACAGAUUAUUCUACACAGAUAUUUUGUUCCGCAUUUGGACUCUUGGAUGUCACGGUAGUACUAGUAACUGGUCUCACAAUCCUCGCAAUGUGCAACUCCCUUGCGGAUCUCAGCAAAACAGACAUGAGCAUGGCUGGCGUCUUUCCCCAAAUCAUGGGCUUCUCCACAUGCUUCAGUAUGCAUAUGGUCGAAUUUUUCCUCGGCAUCGGUAUCGCCGGCUCCUACGCGAUCUUGCAAGCUGGGGGCGAGCUGUGUAUACUAUAUGGUUGACGCGUAUUUAUUAAAUUUGCGGGCGGAGCUGACGUGGCAGUCUAAGAUGGUGAGAGGGAUGCACAUGUCCGACUUUUUUGAAUGAACAACACUUGUACUUAUUAUUAUUGUUAUUGAAUACCUUAAAGGUUAUGCGCGUACCGCCUACAUAAUAGCCACCUACUUAUGUACACUUCCAUCUCCCUGGAUCAUCUUAUGUAUACUACUUAUCGCCAUUUAUACGUUGACUUAUCUAAUUGCACAAGGUCGCACCUGUUUA